Myxocyprinus asiaticus (Chinese sucker) is the source of this 5594-nucleotide messenger RNA. RefSeq names its product peregrin-like. The coding region runs from base 184 to 3951 and encodes 1255 amino acids. Lineage: Eukaryota; Metazoa; Chordata; Actinopteri; Cypriniformes; Catostomidae. Gene Ontology annotation, cellular component: MOZ/MORF histone acetyltransferase complex. The record is from RefSeq and is a predicted model, not a curated record. The transcript is spliced from 16 exons. Gene Ontology annotation, molecular function: protein binding. Gene Ontology annotation, biological process: regulation of transcription by RNA polymerase II.
UUCGUCUUCAGUUCCUUAUGUUAUUCAGUGUGUGUCAUGAACAGAAUUCACACAUGAACCGCUGAUACAACUCACAUUUCUCGUCUGAUCGGAAUUAAACUCAGUGUCGGAGUGCGCAUGAGAUAUGGCGUGGAGUCUGUAGUAAUGUAAGCUGGAGCUCUUCCUGUAGCGUCAACAGAGAGCAUGGGGCUGGACAUUGACGUCAAGACCUUCUGCCACAACCUUCGGGCAACCAAACCCCCUUACGAGUGCCCGGUGGAGAGCUGCCGUAAAGUCUACAAAAGCUACAGCGGCAUUGAAUACCACCUGUACCAUUACGACCACGAUAACCCGCCUCCGCCCCAGAGCACCCCUCAGAAGAAGCGAAAAGGUCGCCCGCCACGGGCCUUCUUGAUAGGUUUGGGCGAUGGCCCCGAUUCCAGUAUGUGCUCUGGGAUUACAGUGCAAGGGACGACGCCGGGUAGCCCGGCUGAGUUCUCUGAACGCUCUCACUCGCCCGUGAAAGAGACGAUGACCUACGCAGAGGCCCAGCGCAUGGUGGAACUGGAGAUCCGCGGGCGAGUCCAUCGCAUUAGCAUUUUCGAGAACCUGGAUGUGCUCUCGGAGGAGGACAGCGGAGCUGAAGAUGCCCCGUCCUCUGGAAUGGGUGGCUCGACGGUGUGUAAUGGGGGUGGCAGUGAGGGUGGGGUGAUUGGUAAGGACAGACUGGACGCUUCUGCAGCAAAUGGGGAGAAAGGGCCUCAGAAAACAGGCAAACACAAGAAUAAAGAGAAGAAGAAGGACAGCAGCUCACAUCAUCACAUAAGCACGAGCGGGCCAGCCGUCAAGCUGCCUGAGGUGGUGUUUAGAGAGCUGGAUCAGGACAGACCCGACGCCCCCCCUCGACCCACAUCUUACUACAGGUACAUUGAUAAGUCUGCUGAGGAGUUGGAUGAGGAGGUGGAGUAUGAUAUCGAUGAGGAAGACUACAUCUGGCUGGACAUCAUGAAUGACAGGCGUCGAUCUGACGGUGUGGCACCCAUCCCACAGGAGGUGUUUGAGUAUCUGAUGGACCGACUGGAAAAAGAGUCUUACUUUGAGAGCCACAACAAGAGUGACCCGAGCUCUCUGAUUGAUGAAGAUGCCGUGUGCUGUAUCUGUAACGAUGGAGAGUGUCAGAACAGUAAUGUCAUCCUGUUCUGUGACAUGUGUAAUCUGGCCGUGCAUCAGGAGUGUUACGGGGUUCCUUACAUCCCUGAGGGCCAGUGGCUGUGUCGACGCUGCCUGCAGUCACCCUCCAGAGCCGUGGACUGUGCCCUGUGCCCUAAUAAGGGCGGGGCUUUCAAACAGACCGAUGACGCCCGCUGGGCACAUGUAGUGUGUGCACUCUGGAUCCCGGAGGUGUGUUUUGCAAAUACUGUCUUCCUGGAGCCCAUCGACAGCAUUGAGCACAUACCCCCCGCGCGCUGGAAGCUCACCUGUUACAUCUGUAAACAGCGCGGCUCUGGUGCAUGUAUACAGUGCCACAAAGCUAACUGCUACACUGCCUUCCACGUCACCUGUGCCCAACAGGCCGGGCUCUACAUGAAGAUGGAGCCUGUACGAGAAACCGGCGCCAAUGGGACUUCCUUCAGCGUACGCAAGACAGCCUACUGCGACAUCCACACCCCACCAGGCUCCGCCCACCCGCUGGGAGGAGUGGGAGGAGCUAGUAUGGGCUCCUCCCACAGCGAGGGUGAGGCGGAGGAUGAGGACGAUGUGCCAGUUGGUGAGGAGGAGGGGAAAGGGUGGAGCUCAGAGCGAGCAAAGAGAGCGAAAGCAAAGUCCCGUCUGAAGAUGAAGAGAGCGAGGAAGAUACUGGCCGAGAGGAGAGCAGCCGCACCGGUGGUAUCUGUGCCCUGUAUACCACCUCACAAGUUGAGUAAGAUUACCAGUAACCUGACGGUACAGAGAAAGAGUCAGUUCAUGCAGAGACUACACAGCUAUUGGACCUUAAAGAGACAGAGCCGCAAUGGCGUUCCUCUCCUGCGACGACUCCAGACACACCUACAGUCACAACGCAAUGCUGAACCUCUCCCGACCGUGGCUUCAAGGGACAGCGAAGAGAAGCCCUCCAUGUUGAAGGAGCAGUUAAAAGCGUGGCAGCGGCUCAGACAUGACCUGGAGAGAGCUCGACUGCUGGUGGAACUCAUCCGCAAGAGAGAGAAACUCAAGAGAGAGACUAUGAAGAUUCAGGAGCUGGCAUUGGAGAUGCAGCUGACUCCGUUCCUGGUUUUGUUGCGCAGCACUCUGGAACAAUUGCAGGAACGAGACACCAGUAACUUCUUCACUGAGCCUGUUCCUUUAAGUGAGGUCCCAGAUUACCUGGAUCACAUUGAGCGUCCAAUGGACUUCCAGACGAUGUGGAAUUGUUUAGAAUCACAUCGUUAUCUCAGCUUCGAAGCUUUUGAGGGUGACUUUCUGCUCAUCGUCAACAACUGUUUGAAGUACAACGCCAAAGACACCAUCUUCUAUCGUGCUGCGCUACGAUUACGAGAAACAGGUGGCACUGUUUUGCGGCAAGCUCGCAGGCAGGCUGAGAGAAUCGGUUUCGAUUAUGAGACUGGUAUGCAUCUUCCCCGAGAGCCGAGCCCAGAAUCGCCUCAUGAACGAGAGAGAGACAGAGCAGCAUUAAUCACUGAAGACGAUCUGCUGUCGGAUACGCGGCAACGUUUGCCUCAAGAGGAGCAGCUACAGAUCCUGCAGGCGCGCUAUGAUGAGGUCAUGUCAGGCAAGCACAGCAUAGGUCAAUCCAGGCGAGCGAAAGCCUUGAAGAAGGAGAUGACGGUGAUUAAACGGAAGAUAGCCCAUCAGCGUGAGGGUGGCUGUGUUAUGGGCAACCACGUGUCAGGUGUGUCACUGGAGCGCGGCUCAGUGAGUACACGACACGAUGAGGAAGAGAGCAGCAGCCACGAGAUCGGCGGGAAAGAUCUCAGAACCUCCUCAUCUGUGCUGGCCCCUGAGGUGGGCCGUCGUACCUCUGUCCUCUUCUCCAAGAAGAACCCUAAAGCUGCGGGGCCUCCCAAGCGCCCAGGUCGACCCCCUAAGAACCGAGAAGCCCUUCAUUGUACGAGAGUGCUGACCUCCAGUUCUGUGGGCCCACCGCAGGUGCCCUCCCUCACCCAGUCACGCAAAAGACUACACAGUCCCCAGUCCAGCUCCAGUUCAGAGUCUGACAGCGAACACGAUCACCUCUUGCUGGAUCUUCACAGUAAUGGUUUUGGUGGCAGCAGUCAGCCGGUGACAGAGAGUUUUCUGGUGUACAGGAACGAGCGUAGUCUGCCACGCUCCAGCUCUGAUUCUGAAUCCACCAGUAGCAGCAGCAGCAGCGCAGCAUCAGACAGAACCAGCACUCCCUCCAAACAAGGCCAUGGCAAAGCGUCGUUCUCUCGCUCAGUGUUUCAGGAGGACAGCAGUGAGGAGACGUCUGGAACAGAGAACGACUCCUACUCAUUGGGUGGAGGCCGAGUCUCACACUUAGUUCGAGGCAGGGGGCGCUCUGGGUGCUGGAUGAGCUCAGAUGACUAUAGUUCGCUGGAUGCUCUCGAUCUGGUAUGGGCCAAGUGCAGAGGAUACCCCUCUUACCCCGCUCUGAUCAUUGAUCCUAAGAUGCCACGAGAGGGUGUGUUCCACAGGGGUGUCCCAAUCCCUGUCCCACCUCUAGAGGUGCUCAAACUGGGAAAGCAGAUGACACAGGAGGCGCGAGAACAUCUCUUCCUAGUGCUCUUCUUCGACAACAAGAGGACCUGGCAAUGGCUGCCACGCUCCAAACUGGUUCCUCUCGGUGUCAAUCAGGAUCUGGACAAGGAGAAGAUGCUGGAGGGCAGGAAGUCAAACAUCAGGAAGUCUGUUCAGGUGGCGUACCACCGCGCCAUGCAGCACCACAACAAAGUCCAGGGUGACCCCAGCAGUGAUACCAGCGAAAGCGACUGAACACACACACACACACACACGCACAUACACGUCCAACCGGCAAAACUACAUACAGUGAAGCAUUCACACUGAAGUAUAGCACAAAAUAAUUUUCUUAACAAAAUAUAUGAGCAUCCUUAAAGCAAGGUAAACUAAAGAAAAGUAAACUUAAUUCAAGAGAAAUUCCCUGAAAAGGAAUAUUCCUGGUUCAACACAAGUGAAGCUCAGUUGAUGUUUUUUGUGGCAUAAUGUUGAUUACCACAAAAAAUUAUUUCAACUCGUCCCUCGAUUUCUUUCUAAUGGAAGUCAAUGGGGUCAAUCCGUAAAUGUUAAAUACUCACUGUUUCAAAAGUAUAGACACAAGACAAACAAUAUAUGUGUUAACAUGAUUUUACUGUGAUAAAAUCACUUAAAUUACCAUAAAAACAUCAAUAUAAACAAAUAUAAGUGUCAAAUAAUACAUAAGUUUUAUCAGAAGAAUUAAUGUAAGUGCUUUUAUAAAAUUAUAAGUUUCACAUUUCUGCCUUUUAAACCCUCCAAUAAUUGUCCCCAUUGACUUCUAUUGUAAGUGUCUCACUCUAACUUCCAUUUUACAUUUUUUUAAAGAAAAGGAGAGACGAAUCAAAAUGUAUUUUGUAGAAAUCAACAUUAUGCCACAAAUUCUGUCGACUGAGCUUAACUUGUAUUGAACCCGGAAUAUUCUUUUAAAACAAGAUGCAUUUACUUGAGAAGCAAAAUUGCAUUCUAGUAGACUUGUUUUAAUAGAAAUACAUUUAUUUUUCUCACUCCACUGGCAAAAUAGGUGAUAGAAUUUUAAUUUUUAUACUAUCUUAUGUAAUUUAGCUUCUUAUGUAAUCCAUCUUAACUGGAAAACAAACAAAAAAAGUUUAAGAAAAUAUUUUUUGUGCAGUGUUUGAAACUAUUAACAAAGAUGUAUUUAAACUGAAAGACACACACACUGUAAUACUCUCUACUCUGGUGCUAAAUUGCUUCAGGCCUGAUGUUAAAGGACGUGUCCUCAGGAUGUGUGUCUGAACGUGUUCACAGGUUAAAUGUGACUUUUUCAGGUGCAGCCAAUAAUAAAGGACAAACACACAGUCCAUGUACCUCACACUACAGCCAGUAUUCAAUAUUUGAUGAAUUCUUUGAUAGACUUCUGCUUACCACUAAAAAAAGGCAUGAAUUGUGAUUUUCACAAUGCGUGUGAAACCACAACCCCAAAUUUAGCACAUCUAAACCAUGUGCUCUGCUGUUCGUGUGUGUGUGUGUGUGUGUGUGUGUGUGUGUGUGUGUGUGAGUGCGUGUACACGUGAGCGAGAAUUCAUGUUCCGUUAAAUGUGGCUGAAAUGAAGAGCAUGCAGCACAUUUUAUUUUUAAAAGAAAUUGGUAAUGUAUUUAUUUGUUCUUCCAAAUGAGACAAACCCUCCUCUUCCCAUAAACGCACCCACACACACCUUCACCUCGUGAAUCAGUGUAUCUGUCGGUGUUUGUUGUGUUUAUAUUUUGUGACCUGUGUUGUUUCUUGAAUGAAUGGAUGGAUGAAUGCAUUGAUAACUAACUGUUGUCUGAUAAUGUGCCAGUUCUGUUACUGUAGAACUUUUAUAUAUAUAUAUAUAUUAAUAAAUACAUGCAAUAGACUUUAAUAAAAGGUUUGAGUUUUUUUA